CUCCCCGCCUUUUCCGCCCUUCCGUCCCCCUCCCUCGGCCCGUCGCCGCCGCCGCUGCUCCAGAUGAGGUGAUGGCAACGGCCAACUUCGGCAAAAUCCAGAUCGGGAUUUACGUGGAGAUCAAGCGGAGCGAUGGGCGAAUACAUCAAGCAAUGGUAACAUCUUUAAAUGAAGACAAUGAAAGUGUAACUGUUGAGUGGAUAGAAAAUGGAGAUACAAAAGGCAAAGAGAUUGACCUGGAGAGCAUCUUUUCACUUAACCCUGACCUUGUACCUGAUGAAGAAAUUGAACCCAGUCCAGAAACACCUCCACCUCCAACAUCCUCAGCCAAAGUAAACAAAAUUGUAAAGAAUCGACGGACUGUGGCUUCUAUUAAGAAUGACCCUCCGCCAAGAGAUAAUAGAGUGGUUGGUUCUGCACGUGCACGGCCUAGUCAACUUCCUGAACAGUCUUCCUCUGCACAACAGAAUGGUAGUAUUUCAGAUAUAUCUCCAGUUCAAGCUGCAAAAAAGGAAUUUGGACCCCCUUCACGUAGAAAAUCUAACUGUGUGAAAGAAGUAGAAAAGCUCCAAGAAAAACGAGAAAAAAGGAGACUACAACAGCAAGAACUUAGAGAAAAAAGAGCCCAGGAUGUUGAUGCUACAAACCCAAAUUAUGAAAUAAUGUGUAUGAUCAGAGACUUUAGAGGAAGUUUGGAUUAUAGACCAUUAACAACAGCAGAUCCUAUUGAUGAACAUAGGAUAUGUGUUUGUGUAAGAAAACGACCACUCAAUAAAAAAGAAACUCAAAUGAAAGAUCUUGAUGUAAUCACAAUCCCUAGUAAAGAUGUUGUGAUGGUACACGAACCAAAACAAAAAGUAGAUUUGACAAGGUACCUAGAAAACCAAACUUUUCGUUUUGAUUAUGCCUUUGAUGACUCAGCUCCUAAUGAAAUGGUUUACAGGUUUACAGCUAGACCACUGGUGGAAACUAUAUUUGAAAGGGGGAUGGCUACAUGCUUUGCUUAUGGGCAGACUGGAAGUGGAAAAACUCAUACUAUGGGAGGUGACUUUUCGGGGAAGAACCAAGAUUGUUCUAAAGGAAUUUAUGCAUUAGCAGCUCGAGAUGUCUUUUUAAUGUUAAAGAAGCCAAACUAUAAGAAGUUAGAGCUUCAAGUAUAUGCAACCUUUUUUGAAAUUUAUAGUGGAAAGGUAUUUGACUUGCUAAACAGGAAAACAAAAUUAAGAGUGCUAGAAGAUGGAAAACAGCAGGUUCAAGUUGUGGGAUUACAGGAACGGGAGGUCAAAUGUGUUGAAGAUGUGCUGAAACUCAUUGACAUAGGCAACAGUUGCAGAACAUCCGGUCAGACAUCUGCAAAUGCGCAUUCAUCUCGGAGUCAUGCAGUGUUUCAGAUAAUUCUGCGAAGAAAAGGAAAACUACAUGGAAAAUUUUCUCUUAUCGAUUUGGCUGGAAAUGAAAGAGGAGCUGAUACUUCCAGUGCAGACAGACAAACUAGGCUUGAAGGUGCUGAAAUAAAUAAAAGCCUUUUAGCACUCAAGGAGUGCAUCAGAGCCUUAGGUAGAAAUAAACCUCACACUCCUUUCCGAGCAAGUAAACUUACUCAGGUGUUAAGAGAUUCAUUUAUAGGUGAAAACUCUCGUACUUGCAUGAUUGCCACAAUCUCUCCAGGAAUGGCAUCAUGUGAAAACACUCUUAAUACAUUAAGAUAUGCAAAUAGAGUAAAGGAGUUUGGAAUUAGUCCAUCAGACAUUCCCUUCUCACAGGGUAGUGGCAGUCGCCCUGAUCUCUCUCCUUCUUAUGAAUAUGACGACUUUUCUCCUUCGAUUACCAGGGUGAAAGAACUGACUGUGGAUCCAACUGCUGCUGGUGAUGUCCGUCCGAUAAUGCACCAUCCAUCAAACCAAAUUGAUGACUUAGAGGCACAAUGGGGUGUGGGCAGUUCCCCUCAGAGAGAUGACCUAAAACUUCUUUGUGAGCAAAACGAAGAAGAGGUUUCUCCACAAUUGUUUACUUUCCAUGAAGCUGUCUCACAAAUGGUAGAAAUGGAAGAACAAGUUGUAGAAGAUCACAGAGCAGUGUUCCAGGAAUCAAUUCGAUGGUUAGAAGAUGAAAAGGCCCUCCUAGAGAUGACUGAAGAAGUAGACUAUGAUGUAGAUUCAUACGCUACACAACUUGAAGCUAUUCUUGAGCAAAAAAUAGACAUUUUAACUGAGCUGCGGGAUAAAGUGAAAUCUUUUCGUGCAGCUCUACAAGAAGAAGAACAGGCCAGCAAGCAAAUCAACCCGAAGAGACCCCGUGCCCUUUAAAAUGGCAUUUGCUGCUAAAGGAUCCCCAGAGGCCCUCACUAGUGUAACAUACAAUGGUUCAGCUGUCAGGGCCAUUUGAAAGUUUAAAAUUUUAAGUGUCUGUGGAAAAUGUCUUGUCCCUUCACCUCAAUGACAUUUCAAUUUUGUGAAACUCUCCUUUGUCUACAAAAUGCUUCUGGUCCAGGAGGCACAACCAAGGUUUGGGAAUAAUGAAGCAUUUUGUUUCAUUUACCCAAACAGUGAUUUACUUUUGGAGAUCCUUGCCAAUUUUAUUUUCUAUAUGACAAAGUAAGAUUGUGGACUUGAUCGAGAGGUGACUAGUAAGAGGAAGCCACAGCAUUUCCUUUUAACUUGGUUCAAUUUUCAUAGCAAGACAGCGGUUUUAAAUCCUUUGCAUGCAUGCAUACCUCAUCAGUGAUUGUACAUACCUUGCCCACUCCUAGAGAUAGCUGUGCUCACCUCUCCCUGCUUUGUGCCUUGACUAAGGCUAUCACCCUAAAUUUCUGAAGCACAGCCAAGAAAAAUUACAUUCCUUAUUUGUCAGUGUAAAUUACCUUUAUUGUGUGUAAAUUUUUAUUGUAUUUGAGACAUUUUUUGUGUGUGACUAGUUGUUUUUGCAGGAUGUGCCAUAUCAUUGAAUGGAACUAAAGUCUGUGACAGUGGACAUAGCUGCUGGACCACUCCAUCAUAUAUGUAAAGAAAUCUGGAAUUUUGAUCUUAAAACCAUGUAACAUGUGGUUAUAAUUUUUUUAGCAUUUUCUUUGUAAAGAAGUAAAAUAUAAACUAGUUGGUGUAUAAUAAAAAGUAAUGAAAUUCUGAGAAGAGUUUUAUCUUAGGAUAAUACAUAUAUAUGCAGUGUGUGUUCCAGUGUGGUAUUAUUAACAAGACUAAUAGUGCAACUUGAUCCUUACCAAUACUAUGACUUAAGUUGAAGUGUCCAUUAGCAACCCAAAAUAUAACUUAAAUGUACUGAUAAAGGAAAUUGGCUUUUAAUGCAUGAAUAUGUACAUUGAAAGCAGUCCAUAAUAGAACUGUUAGUUUAAGCCAAGUGCAAGCAGUACAUAACUCCCUUGAAAAGGAACUAAGGUAACAAUGAGUCAACUCUGCCUUAAAAGGCAGAUCUAACCCAAGUUCCAUCCAUUACCUAAUGUGUUAUGUUUCACCAUUAUUUGGUGAUUCUCACCAAUAAAUUGGUCUAGAGUAUGCUACUUUUUAAGUGGUGGCACUUAUUUUUACAGAUUGCUACUCCGAGGAAGAAAACUGGCCACUUCUCAUGUAAAUAUUGUUAAAGGAUUUAUAUAGCUCUCUCUAGUUUUCCCUCAGUUCCCUGGAGAGUCCAGGAGUAGAUUAAUAACAAAACAUCUCCCAAGGAUAACUUGUUUUGAUUUCUCUAGGGAAAUAAUAGCUCAUUCAUAGGGGCCAAAGGGAAGCUGUGAAUAGUCACAUGAGCCAGAUUCCCUACUUCACUGUUCAUAGAACUCAAAAGAGUGUCAUUGUGGGAAACCCUAACACCAUGGUGAAAUGCUCCUCUGUAAACUUGAAGUCUAGAACAAGUGUAGAUUUUUCAUGAUGUGCUUAUUAAUAAAUGAAAUCUAUGGAUUGAGUUUUAGAGAUAAUUUACUUCACCUUUGUUUUUGGAAGGGACUCAGGUUUUAAAACUGUAAGAUAGGUUCUAUUUGUGUUUAUUUCAAAGAAAAGGAAGAAUGGAGAACUGUUACUAUGAACCUUGCAGAGCUGUUUAAAAAGGUAGUUUUUGAGGCUAAUCAACCUUCAAAAGGCAAUAAAGAGAUGUGUAUUUGCUCGUUUUAAAGCACAACAGAUUAGUGUUAAUUAUUUAAGUUAAAUGGGUACUAUCUCUGGAAGGUUUCCUUAUAUCCAAAUAUGCUGCCUUAUGCUUAGUGGCUUCAUUCUGAUCAGUAAUCAAGGUAUGUAAAACAUUAGUAUCAGAAAAGAUCUUGGCUCUAUAAUGUAGUCUGUCAAUUUUACAGAUAGGGAAAACUGAAGGCCAGAAAAGGGACAAACUCAGCAGUUCAUAAAGGAACAGGGAAAGAGUGCUGAAUUAAAUCUUAAAACUUUCUUAUAAAGGAAAGAAUACAACUGAACUUUGCAGAGUAAGUAGUUUUGUGAUGCUGAAAACAUACUUUUAAGUAUAUUUAAUAUUAUUUAACAAAAGUGGCUUGAUAUGUUGUUAAAGAAUAACUACUUUUUUGGAUCUGUAAACAUGCUUUACUUUCUCAGA
Messenger RNA from Manis pentadactyla (Chinese pangolin), 4545 nucleotides. RefSeq names its product kinesin family member 2A (gene KIF2A). Bases 72 to 2306 code for a protein of 744 amino acids. The record is from RefSeq and is a predicted model, not a curated record. Lineage: Eukaryota; Metazoa; Chordata; Mammalia; Pholidota; Manidae. The transcript has 21 exons. Gene Ontology annotation, molecular function: ATP binding; microtubule motor activity; microtubule binding. Gene Ontology annotation, biological process: microtubule-based movement.